Molecule: messenger RNA, 1248 nt
Organism: Jaculus jaculus (lesser Egyptian jerboa)
Lineage: Eukaryota; Metazoa; Chordata; Mammalia; Rodentia; Dipodidae
Gene: Actl9
Product: actin like 9
Exons: 1
Coding region: 1-1248 (415 amino acids)
Biological process (GO): axonogenesis; cell motility
Cellular component (GO): axon; NuA4 histone acetyltransferase complex; cytoplasm
Molecular function (GO): nucleosomal DNA binding; protein kinase binding
Source: RefSeq, a predicted model, not a curated record
AUGGAUGUGAAUGGACUUCCAGAGCCUCAAGGCUCCCUAAAGGCCACCAGGCCUCUUGACCCUAAGGUCAGCUCCAUCCUGGUGGAUAAGAAUCUCCAGAAAACCUGUGCCAGCAUGGUAGACAACAAGCUCCCACCAAAGACAAGCGCUGUAGUUAUCGACAUGGGCACAGGCCUCUGUAAAGUGGGUUUUGCAGGACAUCCUCAACCCACCCACACUGUGGCCACCAUUGUGGGUUGCCAACACAAGAAACAAGUCACCAAGAAGCAGUUGGAGCUGGAAACAUUUAUCGGGGAAGCAGCCCACUCCCGCCCAGAGCUGAGGCUGGUACAGCCGGUUCACAAUGGCAUUGUUGUGGACUGGGAAGCCGCUGAGCUCAUCUGGCAACACAUACUGGAGCAUGACCUUCGAGUGGCUGCCCAGGACCACCCUUUGUUGUUCUCUGACCCGCCUUUCAGCCCCUCCACCAACCGAGAGAAGCUCAUGGAAGUUGCCUUUGAGUCACUAUGCUCCCCAGCUACCUACGUAGCAUCGCAGUCCGUGCUGUCAGUCUACUCCUACGGAAAUGUGAACGGGCUCGUGGUGGACUCUGGCCAUGGGGUCAGCUACACAGUGCCAGUCUUCCAAGGCUACAACCUGCCUCAUGCUAUCCAGCGCCUAGACUUGGCCGGCAACCACCUGACAGCCUUCCUAGCAGAGACUCUGCUGGGCUCUGGCUUCCAACUCCAACAGGAGGACCUGGACACAGUGCAGAAUAUCAAGCACCAUUGCUGCUAUGUGGCCUCAGAUUUCCACAAGGAGCAGGCACGGCCUGAUAAGGAGUGCCAGCAGUCCAUGAAAUUGCCUGAUGGGAGGACUGUCACACUGGGAAAGGAGCUCUUCCAGUGUCCAGAGCUGCUAUUCCAUCCUCCGGACAUCCCAGCACUGUCACCCAUAGGCCUCCCUGCCAUGGCUGAACAGAGCCUCUGCAAGGUGCCUGAGGAGUUGCGGGCAGGCCUGGCCCAGAACGUGCUGCUCUGUGGAGGCUCAUCGCUCUUCAAAGGGCUGAAGAGUCGGUUUCGUGCUGAGCUGCUGCACUCUCUGUCCUCGGAGACUCAUUUGGUGGUGUCUGCCCAGACCAAGAGGAAUCUCUCUGUGUGGAUAGGGGGCUCCAUUCUGGCCUCACUGCCCACCUUCCAGUCCUGCUGGGUCCUGCGGGAGCAGUAUGAGGAACAUGGUCCCCAUGUAGUGUACCACAAAUGCUACUGA